Cladophialophora psammophila CBS 110553 is the source of this 912-nucleotide messenger RNA. RefSeq lists its product as uncharacterized. Gene Ontology annotation, cellular component: cytoskeleton. NCBI's taxonomy places the organism in Eukaryota, Fungi, Ascomycota, Eurotiomycetes, Chaetothyriales, Herpotrichiellaceae. Gene Ontology annotation, molecular function: actin filament binding. The record is from RefSeq and is a predicted model, not a curated record. Bases 1 to 912 code for a protein of 303 amino acids. The transcript has a single exon.
AUGGCCCCUCCUACGGCAACAUACACUGAAACCUCCAAUGUCCCCGCCGCCGGUUACAACACAGCGGACGCUCAACCCGAAGGCACCGCUCCCAACGAGCCCAAGUUGAAGCAAGGCAAUGCCGAUGUUCAGAUGCAGAAGUUCCCCUCCCCACCGCGCUUCACAGACAAAUACGAAGAGAGGGAAUACCUCAAGGGCCGCCUGGCACUCGCAUUCCGCCUCUUCGGCAAGUUUGGUUUCGAUGAAGGCGUCGCGGGCCACAUCACUCUGAGAGACCCCGUGAACCCCAGCACCUUCUGGGUGAACCCCUUCGGUCUGGCAUUCUCGCAGAUCAAGAGAUCAGAUCUCAUCCUCGUCGACCACGACGGAAAAGUCAUCGACGGCGGGCCAAACAGACUGCUCAACCAAGCCGCAUACAUGAUCCACGCGGCUGUCCACAAGGCUCGUCCAGACGUCGUCUGCGCCGCUCACUCACACAGCAUCUACGGCCGCGCCUUCUGCGCCCUGGGCCGACCAAUUGACAUCAUCACGCAGGACAGCUGUGCGUUCUACAACGAUCUCGCCGUGUACAAUUCAUUCAAGGGUGUGGUCCUGGCCAAGGAAGAAGGAGAAAACAUUGCCCGUGCAAUUGGAAACAAGAAGGCCUGCUUGCUACAAAACCACGGUCUCUUGACCUGCGGACAGACGAUUGAGGCUGCGUUGUUCUGGUUCUGCUCCUUGGAGAAGUGUUGCCACGCCCAGCUCAUGGCUGAUGCGGCUGCUGCUGGACGUGGAGGAGCAACGGUCAAGAUCGACGAUGAGGAUGCUGCGUUUACCUACAAGUCUGUGGGCACACCCAGGGCCGGUUGGUUCAGCGCGAAGCCCCUCUUUGAUGUCAUGAUUCAAGAGUGUGGCGAUGAGUAUCUGCAGUAG